Molecule: messenger RNA, 1794 nt
Organism: Cricetulus griseus (Chinese hamster)
Lineage: Eukaryota; Metazoa; Chordata; Mammalia; Rodentia; Cricetidae
Source: RefSeq, a predicted model, not a curated record
AAGGAAUAUGAAGUAAUGUAUUCUCUAGCUUGGGAGUCCACAAGGAAUACUUCAGACAUGGAGAAGAAAGCUGCUGGAAUGAUUUCAGGACCUGAAGUUCUGCUUUACCAAAUAAACGAUGAAUCUGGAGAAAGCAGUUCAACAAUUUCUAUAGAAGAUUUAAAAGAAUAUCUGAAAAAAAAAUUAGAUUUCUGUUUCUCCCGAGAAAAUUUAUCAAAGGAUCUUUACUUGACAUCUCAAAUGGAUGGUAAUCAAUUCAUUCCAGUAUGGACAGUAGCCAACAUGGAGGAAAUAAAAAUACUGACCACAGACCAAAAUUUAAUUCUUGAAGUGUUGAGAUCUUCUCCUCUAGUACAAGUUGAUGAAAAGGGAGAGAAGGUGAGACCAAGUCAUAAGCGUUGUAUUGUAAUUCUCAGAGAAAUUCCUGAAACAGCACCAGUAGAGGAAGUUAAAGCUUUGUUUAAAAAUGGAAACUGCCCCAAAGUGAUAAGCUGUGAAUUCGCACAAAACAGCACCUGGUAUGUCACUUUCCAGUCAGACACAGAUGCACAACAAGCUUUUCAAUAUUUAAGAGAAGAAGUUAAAACAUUUCAGGGCAAGCCAAUCAUGGCUCCUUUUCACACUGGUACUUUUGUGAAUGCCUUUACCUCACCAGGAUCAUAUGAAACAAAUGAUAUUGCUAUUAAUAUUUGCCCACCAUCCAAAAAAAGUCCUCAGAAGCCUCAUAUUAAGUCAACAGAGGGAUUGUUAUGAUUAAGUAAUGGAGUACUGAGCAGAUCUAGUUCAAGGAACUUUCACUCUGAACAACAUAACCCUACAGUAACAGGGAAUCAAGAACAAAUUUAUCUUUCAAAGGAUACUCCCAUUUUAGAGAUGGAUCCGAACGGGGACUUUGGUAGAAGCAAGAGAACUCUUUUGAGAGGUGGAAGACAAAGAGAAGCUGACAAGAUCGAAAGACCCCAGCUUUCAACAACUGAAGCAAAGGUUUCAACAUCAAAGUUUGACUUAGUAGCUACAAAUGUUCCUCCUUUACCUGGAAGUUCAUCAAGAAGGCCAGAUGAACUUGUGUUGGAGAAUAGAAUGUCUGAUGUCAUUAAAGAUGUCAAGAAAGAAAAGGAUAGUGAAGAAGUGAGUGUUAGUUUCCCAGUGCAUUCAGAGCAUGAAUGGAAAGACUUUGCUUCUGCCCAGCAACUCAGCUUAAAUCCCAGUCCUUCGUGCACUGCAGAGCUUCCUGCAGUAAGCACAACUCAGCAAGAGAAGGAUCAAAGGGAGCAUUCCUCACUUCGAAAGGAUGUUAUCAACCAGAUGACUGUACCAGUUUCCUCCCCAGCUAUUGCAAAGCCAUCAAGGCCACACACUGCUUCACCUUGCAGUAAUAAGGUAAACACACCCACAGCUGUGAGUCUACAGGAACCUGGAAAGUUAACUUAUUCUGAAGUGUGUUGGAAGCAUCCUAGAAAACCAGCUUCAGUUCCUGUACAACCGCUGGAAAUGCCUUCCAAUGUGGCAACUCCCACCAGAAAUAAAGAGAAUGGAGUGCCCAAGAAGCCUGUUGAGAAAACACACGAAAAACCAGAAAGAAGGUCUAGGAAGUAUCAUUCUGUCUUUCGAGGCAAUACCAUUCCACGGGGAGCAGCUGUAAAAAUCAGGGAACAGAGACACCAGUUUAGCCAUAGUGCUAAACCUCAGGGAGUGUCUCAAAGUAAAGGGAGAGAGCGGUUUGUCCUGCCCAGAUCACCAAAACAAAAGCAAAACGUAACAAAAACUACUCAGAAACUUGUCUCUUCCCACUAA